Molecule: messenger RNA, 3569 nt
Organism: Neoarius graeffei (lesser salmon catfish)
Lineage: Eukaryota; Metazoa; Chordata; Actinopteri; Siluriformes; Ariidae
Gene: wwp2
Product: WW domain containing E3 ubiquitin protein ligase 2
Exons: 24
Coding region: 80-2620 (846 amino acids)
Biological process (GO): negative regulation of transcription by RNA polymerase II; ubiquitin-dependent protein catabolic process; protein K63-linked ubiquitination
Molecular function (GO): protein binding; ubiquitin protein ligase activity
Source: RefSeq, a predicted model, not a curated record
ACAUGACUCAGAGCUUCACUGAGGCGGAAGUGAAAAGCUAAACAGCAGAUCAGAGCAGAACAUUAACGGCAGUGAUGUGAUGGCAGCUGCCAGUGUGAGUCGACCCAGUGGUUUGCUGAACACAGAGAAAUCACAACUCACCUUAAAAGUGGUAUCAGCAAGACCUCAGUCUCCAAAGAUCCCAGCUCGUCUGGCGCGUGGCAGCUCGUUCGUGGAGGUAACUGCUGACGGUCUGAGCACCGAGACAAAGAAAACCUGCAAACGCAGCGGGAGCGACCUGCAGUGGAACGAAGACCUCACACUUAACGUGACCCCUCUGAGCCGACUGGAUCUGAGGUUGUGGAGUUGUCACACUCUGAGGAAGGAGCUCCUCGGCAGCGCCACCAUCGACCUGCUCGACACACUGCGCACUCACCACGGGAAAAUGGAGAAUCUGGAGCUCAGUCUGGAGUUACAGAUGGAGAAUAAAGGCUCGGUUGUGUCGGGUGGAGAGCUGAACGUCUGUUUGGAUGGCUUGGUUGUUGAUCUGGGAUCACUGCCCAAUCAUGGUGCAGAAACCGACAAGAUGCAGCAGACGGAGUGUACCAACCUCAGAACUCAGGGCUCAGAGAUGGCCGACUCGACCAGCAGCCCCCACAGAAAUUCAAGAGCAGCAGGUGUAGAUUCUCUGGGAGCUUCAAGAGGAACAGCGCUCACUAAUGGAGACACAAACACAGACUCAACACACCAUAACACAGAUAAAGGUAAUACUCCAGCAGAAGAAAAUGGGCGUGGCCAGAACACCCCACCAUCACCAUCACAAACACUCAUACAAGAUGCUCCUCCCAUUGACACCUCUGCCCCGCCUCCAUCAGCAGAUUCAGCUCCGCCCAUACAGGAUCAAAACACACAGCCGUCUGUGGAGGAUUUACCUGCAGGCUGGGAGCAGCGGGUGUUGCCUCAUGGCCGAGUGUACUAUGUGGACCACAACACCAAGACCACCACGUGGGAGAGGCCCCUCCCUCAGGGGUGGGAGAAACGUGUGGAUCAGCGUGGAAGGUUUUAUUAUGUGGACCAUAACACACGCACGACGACGUGGCAGCGGCCCACAGCUGAGUCGGUCAGGAACUUUGAGCAGUGGCAGAGUCAGCGUAGUCAGCUACAGGGGGCCAUGCACCUGUUCAACCAGCGAUACCUGUACCAGUCAUCUGGAGCUCCGGUUGAGAAUGAUCCUCUGGGUGCUCUUCCUCCAGGAUGGGAAAAGCGUCAGGACAAUGGCAGAGUUUAUUUUGUCAAUCACAACACUCGCACCACACAGUGGGAGGAUCCUCGAACCCAAGGGAUGAUCCACGAGCCCCCGUUGCCCCCAGGCUGGGAAAUGAAGUACACUGCUGAGGGUGUGAGAUACUUUGUGGAUCAUAAUUCUCGCACCACUACCUUCAAAGACCCGCGGCCGGGAUUUGAGUCAGGCUCUAGACAGGGUGGAUCUCCAGGUGCAUAUGACCGCAGCUUCAGAUGGAAAUAUCAUCAGUUCCGCUUCCUGUGCCAUUCCAAUGCUCUGCCCAGUCAUGUAAAGAUUUCAGUUUCAAGACAGACUCUGUUUGAGGAUUCAUUCCAGCAGAUUAUGAACAUGAAGCCGUAUGACCUGCGCAGGAGGCUCUACAUCAUAAUGAGAGGAGAGGAGGGGCUUGACUACGGUGGCAUCGCCAGGGAGUGGUUCUUCCUGCUGUCCCAUGAGGUGUUGAACCCGAUGUACUGUCUGUUUGAGUACGCCGGUAAAAAUAACUACUGUCUGCAGAUAAACCCCGCCUCUUCCAUAAACCCUGACCACCUCACCUACUUCCGCUUCAUUGGACGCUUUAUCGCCAUGGCACUGUAUCAUGGGAAGUUUAUCGAUACAGGCUUCACUCUGCCCUUCUACAAGCGCAUGCUGAAUAAAAAACCCACGCUGAAGGAUCUGGAGUCCAUCGACCCCGAGUUCUACAACUCUAUCCUCUGGGUCAAGGAAAAUGAUGUGGAGGAGUGUGGAGUUGAGCUGUAUUUUGCACAGGACAUGGAGAUUUUGGGGAAGGUGUCCACACACUCGCUGAAGGACGAUGGUGAGAAUCUGCUCGUCACCCAGGACAACAAGGAGGAGUACAUCAGUUUGCUGACAGAUUGGCGGUUCUCGCGGGGAGUGGAGGAACAGACCAAAGCGUUUCUAGACGGCUUUAAUGAAGUUGUUCCACUCGAAUGGCUUCGUUACUUUGACGAAAAAGAGCUGGAGCUGAUGCUGUGUGGGAUGCAGGAGAUCGAUCUGAGCGACUGGCAGAAGAACACCAUCUAUCGCCAUUACACCAAGAACAGCAAACAGAUCCACUGGUUCUGGCAGGUGGUGAAAGAGAUGGACAAUGAGAAAAGGAUUCGGCUGCUGCAGUUUGUCACAGGAACGUGCCGCCUGCCUGUGGGAGGAUUCUCCGAGCUGAUAGGGAGCAAUGGACCACAGAAGUUCUGUAUUGACAAAGUGGGCAAGGAAACAUGGCUGCCGAGGAGCCACACCUGCUUCAACCGCCUGGAUCUGCCGCCAUAUAAGAACAUGGAACAGCUGCGUGAGAAACUUCUGUUUGCCAUCGAGGAGACCGAGGGCUUCGGUCAGGAGUGAGCGAGCGAGUGAGCGGACACCGGCUGCACUCCUGGUGUCCGCUGGCUGAGGACAGGGACAUCUCAAGAGAGAGAAAGAGCGCGAGACAAAUUCACUGGCAAAUUUACACCAAGAACACAGGACAUUAGCACGCUCAUAUUAAUUUACACAAAUUAAAACAAAUAAUUUUAUUAUUGUUAUUAUAAUUGUUAUGUAGCACUUUUUAAAAAGACCAAACAUUACAGAAUGAUUUCAGAAUAUAUUAAAAUGUGCAAAUCGCAUAUAAAAACAGUGUAAAGCCGAAUUAAAUGCAAGGGAUAGAUGCUGAAAAGGAAGAGGAGACGCAAAAGAGCCGUUACCAUGGCAACACUUCCUGGACCAAAUAUGUGAAAAUAUUCGGCUUCGUCCCUUUAACCCUCCUGUAGGUGGCGCCCCAGCUCCUCCAUCCCUCCUCAUCAUGGAGGAUCAGCAUCACAGCCUCUGAAAUAAAAUGAUUAUCGAGAGAACUGACCAAUGGUCAACGAGCAGCAGCACAGCUGGAGUGAAAACAACACAUCUGGAGUAUGGGAGAGAGGGCGAGGCUCGUUCGCCCCGACAGAGAGGGGGACAAAAACUAGUGUGUAUAUAAGUGUAUUUCUCAUGCACACAGGUCAGGAGUGUGUGUGUGUGAGAGAGAGAGAGAGAGAGAGAUGGCCUGGUGUAACCAUGGCAACCAGCAAUGAACUCAAGUUCAGAGAGUGUGAACGCAGGUGGAAAGGGUUAAAUAUGCUUGAGUGAUGGAGAGAAAGUGUGCGCGCUGUAAAAAAGGAAAUGGAUCAAAAGGGAGUUUAUUCAGUUUUGUUUUUGAUUUGUGUUGUGAGAUGGUGUGUGCUACUGUACAGAGAGUGUGUGUGUGUGUGAGAGAGAGAGAGAGAGAGAGUGUGGAAGUAACUGGUGGACAAACAUCUAUAAUUAAACAGUAUGUACAGAA